AUGGGUAGAGUACGAUUUGACCGGAUCUUACCACCAUCUGUUCUUGCCCCUAUCCACCUUCACAAAGGGUGUCGCUGUGCCGUACAAUUACCCGAGGCGACGGAGUCCCCGUCGAGCCCCCGACAAUCGUGGCCGACAGCGACGCAUCUGACCGUCCCCCAGACUCUCCUCCUGCCGCCGAAUGGCGCGGCUGCUCCACGGCUUCUCUGCAGUCGCGUCGAGCACGCGAAGCGCGUCGUCGUUCGACUCAACCAGGUUCACCAACGACGAGGAAAGCGUCCAGAUCGCCAUGAUGUCUACAAUAUACCGCGGCGCGAGAGACGUCGUAGUGUAGCCGAGCUAGACGUGAACGCCGAAGACUUCGGACGGAACCUCCUGCCCAACCGGAGUAUCGGACAAGGGUCUUCGUGA
Molecule: messenger RNA, 411 nt
Organism: Colletotrichum higginsianum IMI 349063
Lineage: Eukaryota; Fungi; Ascomycota; Sordariomycetes; Glomerellales; Glomerellaceae
Exons: 2
Coding region: 1-411 (136 amino acids)
Source: RefSeq, a predicted model, not a curated record